Messenger RNA from Opisthocomus hoazin, 3518 nucleotides. The record is from RefSeq and is a predicted model, not a curated record. Lineage: Eukaryota; Metazoa; Chordata; Aves; Opisthocomiformes; Opisthocomidae.
AUGUGGAAGAAUUCAAGGCUCCGUUGCCUUUUAGCACUAGCUAUUUUAUGUUUAAGAAGCUUAAUAUAUUGCCAAGAGAUCGGUUCUCUGGGGCACCUCCAGAAUUUGAAAUGUGUAACGCACAAUUUACGUAAAAUGAUCUGUACUUGGGAUGUCUUUUCUAAAAGAAGACAUGGACAAACUGACUUCUGCUACACUACGAAUGAUCUUCCCCCUCCAGUGUGUUUUAAAACUAAGGGGAGAAGCGUUGAGAUUCCAGUCCCAGAGAGCUCCACCAUGGUGACAAUAACCACUAACAGCAUUUCUGGAACUGCUUUUGCUACCAAAGAGUUUGAAAUUCACAAGAAAGACAUCUCAUUUAUUCCCCUCACUCCACGCAUUCUUAGUUUAACACCUGACUUACCAACUUCCACAUUAAAUCUGAAAUGGAGUGAUAAUGGAUCAGUCUUCCCAUAUGGACUGGGUGCCUUUUGGCAGAUUCAAAUACUCCGUAAAGAAGCAACGGAAAAAGUCAUACAAGUAACUUACUAUUCAAAACUGACUCAUGAAGACAUCAUUCUUUCUUGGAACUGGACAUCAGAUAUGCCUUUGGAGUGUACAUCGCAUUACGUGAAGAUUCGCUGUUACAUUAAUGCAACACAGUUUAUUGGCCCCAAGGAUUGGAGUGACUGGAGCCCAGUAGAAGAGGUCCCUGGAAAAGAUACUGAGCCCAGUGGGAGUGGGGUGUUCCCUCAGGACACUGUGGUGGCAGUAGGUUCGGAUGUGACAAUUUGUUGUGUCCAUGAAGAGGGGCAGCAGAUAAAACGGAUGACCUACGGACCAGACAUAUACCCAAUGAUACAUCUGAGCAGUCGGAGCAGUGCAAUCAGAGUGCUAAAUGCCAGUGCUUCAGAUAGCAGUGGGACAAAUGUAGUGUGCAUACUGUCCGAAGAUGAGAUGGAUGGAACUGUCUUGUUUGUAGGAUAUGCCCCUGAUAUUCCUCAAAACCUCAGCUGUGAAACAUCCAAUUUCCUGGUAAUAAAAUGCACCUGGACACCAGGCAGACCCAGUGGACUAUAUGGACAACGAAGGACAAAGUACAGUUUAUUUGAAAGGAUAUCUGGUACAAAUGUUUCGUGUGAAGUCAAUGAAAUGAACAGAGAGCGUGUCUGUGGCUUUUCAGUACUGCCUGAUCAAAAAACCUACGACUUCAUAUUAGGUGUCUCCAAUCCUAUCGGGCAAGCAGAGUCGUCGCUUUUGAUUGAUUUAACUCAAAGAGUUCAUCCGAAAACUCCAGAAAAGUUAACUGUUUCUGGGAACAGCUCUACAAGCGUCCAUCUGCGUUGGUUUAUAAAUGGCGGCUUUGCUGAUAUCAGGCUUCUGUGUCAAAUUGAAUUUAGCAGCGGUCACUCUGAGCGAAAACUGCACAAUGUCUCCAUACCUGGUGGAAAUUUCUCAACUUACACAGCUCAGCUGAACGCAUUGCAUCCAUAUACCAAAUACCAGUUCAGGGUGCGUUGUUCGGCUGCUGACCACUUCUGGAGGUGGAGUGACUGGAGCAGGAUAGAGGAGCACACAACACUGGAAGCCCCUCCUGCAAGAGGACCAGAUAUCUGGAGAGAGAGAAGUCCUUCUGGAAAAAGUCUAAAAAUCUUCUGGAAGCCUUUAUCCAUUUCUGAAGCCAAUGGAAAAAUAGUCUCUCAUGAAGUGUCCUGCUACCUGCCAGAGACACCACUGGAGUAUAAAGAAGUCACCGAACCCUCAAACAGUACUGAGAUAAAACUUGGAAAAAAUGACUGUGUAAUUAGCGUCGUAGCCAAAAACCAUGCAGGCUUAUCUCCUCCUUCGAGGAUAACGAGUGUGGAGCUUCCAAGCGACAAUGUCAAAACAGAUCGGGCCAUGGCAAUGGGGAAUGCAAUUUAUAUUUCUUGGAAUUCUUACCCCAACAUGACCUGUGGCUACAUAGUAAAAUGGUGUCAUUCAUCUGGGUCUGAACCCUGUAGUGUGGACUGGCAGAAAUUUCCUUCAAAUACAACAGAUGCAGUGAUAAAGUCUGCUCUGUUUAGACCUGGCGUGAGAUACAACUUUUCACUAUAUGGCUGCAAAUCCAAUGGAUAUCAGUUAUUGAAAAACAUAACUGGAUAUAUGAAAGAGCUGCCUCCAAAACGUGCACCAAAUUUUACUGUAGAAGAGACUUCUUCAGAUUCUAUAUUGGUAAAAUGGGAAGACAUUCCUAUUGAAGAUUGUCAGGGCUUUUUAGAGGGAUAUCGACUUUCCUUUGCAAAAGGUGAAAAAGAUGCUUUGAAGCCUAGGCUUUCGGAAUCAGGCAAUCCAGAACUUAAAGUUAAGAAUAUCACUGACUUAACAAAGAAGUCUUUGAAAAUACUUGAUCUUCAAGGCAAAACAAGUUACCAGCUGGACCUACAAGCCUACACUGCUGGUGGGUUGAGCCCACCAAACAGCCUCUAUGUGGUGACAAAGGAGGACUCUGUAGGAUUAAUCAUUGCAAUUCUCAUCCCUGUGGCAGUGGUUGUGCUGCUUGGAGUAGUGGCCAGCAUCUUCUGCUACCGAAAGAGGGAAUGGAUUAAAGAAACAUUUUAUCCAGAGAUCCCAAAUCCUGAGAACAGUAAGGCACUGCAGUUUCAGAAGAACAUAUGUGAGGGGAAUAAGACACUUAAAACACUGGAAAUGAACCCAUGCACCCCUAAUAGUGUUGAAGUGGUGGAAACACAGUCUGCACUUCCCAAGAUUGAAGACACAGAGAUGAUGUCCCCAGCAGCAGACACCACUGUGCAUGAAGAUGGCUCUGACUCAGAAACGGAGAACCAUGUGGUUGUGUCCUACUGCCCCCCUAUCAUUGAAGAAGAGAUCUCAAAUACCCCUAUGGAUGAACCUGUGGGGUCAUCUCAGGUGGUUUACAUUGACAUCCAGUCAAUGUAUCAGCCUCAGAUUAAACCGGAGGAGGAGCCAGAAAUAGACUUAGUGACUACAGCAGGCUAUAAGCCACAAAUGCAGCUGCCUAUCAGUGCUCUGAAAAUAGAGAGUCGCUUACCUGCACAGGAAGAAUUGGAUAAAACUGCCGGUUACAGACCUCAAGCAAAUACAAAUGCCUGGAACGUGGACACUCCAGACUCUCCUGGAUCAGUUGAAAGCAACAAUGAAAAUGCAUCUUUUGGGAGCCCAUGCUCCAUUAGCUCCCGACAGUUUCUGCUUCCCCCAAAAGAUGAUGAAGACUCUCCCAAACCCAGUAACAUAGGAUGGUCCUUUACACACUUUUUCCAGAACAAACCAAAUGACUAACAGUAAGUCCUUGUUGCACCUGAACCUGCCUUCUAAAUAAGCUUUUAUGCCUGGUGUUGUGAAGAAAGGAAGAAGAAAAGUGCAAAAGGCAUGAAUUAUUCUUGGAGACAGUCAGCAGAGGUUCUAGUGAGCUGAGUGUUACCAUGUUUAAGUUAGUGAAAGUGCUAAUGUUCCAUUUUCGUAGAGGCUGAGAGGCCAAAGUUAUAGCAAUUUAGUUAUUACUCUAGUAAAAUAUAUUG